Ichthyophthirius multifiliis is the source of this 645-nucleotide messenger RNA. RefSeq lists its product as hypothetical. The transcript is spliced from 5 exons. NCBI's taxonomy places the organism in Eukaryota, Ciliophora, Oligohymenophorea, Hymenostomatida. The record is from RefSeq and is a predicted model, not a curated record.
AUGUUGUACAACGUAAACAGCCCUUAUUAUAGAUAAUUUUUAACUGUAAAUGGAUCAAAAAGAUUAUAAAAAUAAGUAUAAGGAUAAUAAUAAAAUACAGGUAACACAGAUAGCAGACCCUAAGUAAAUCCUGGAUCUCGUGAAGAUGAAAAGCCAUAUAUAUCUGAAGAUUAUAAUGUGGCCUAAAAUAUCGGAGAAGCUUUUAUGAAUGGUUUACAUGCAAUUGGAAAUACAAGUUCAAAUUUAGGAGAUAGUACAGAAUCUUUAGGAAAAGCAGGAAGCGAUUUGGGUGAUGGUAUUUCAAAAGCUUCAAUUAAUUUAGGAGAUACUGCAGAAUCUAUAGGAAAAGCAGGAGGGGAUAUAGGUGAUGGUGUUUCAAAUGUAUCAAAUAAUUUAGGAGACGCAGCUAACGGUGUUGGACAUACAGUUUAAGAUGUUAAUGAUGCAAUUACUUCCUUAUGGGAAGAUGGGGAAGACGAAAAUAAAAAAUAAGAUAAUGAUGGAGAAGAUGGAAAUGAUGGAGAAGAUGGAGAAAAUGAAUAAGAUGGAGAUGGAGAAGGAGGAGAAGAAAAAGUAAGAAAGUUAUAAAAAAAAUUAAUUAUAUUUUUUGAUUAAAAAAAAAUAAUAAAAAAACAAAAUGAAUGA